GGGACAACUCCCACCAAGUCGCACACACCGCCACAACUGGGGAAAUAACUCUUCAUACUUCGAUCUCACUUCUCUUUUUGAGUCUCAUGGUAAUCUGUGGGUCUUCCUCGAAAACAGGCUUUGGUCGUCGACCUAUACAAAGAAAGGUUGUAGUAUGUGGGGAUGGUGCUUCUGGCAAAACUUCAUUAUUGAAUGUCUUCACGAGAGGCUUCUUCACUCAAGUCUAUGAGCCGACCGUCUUCGAGAACUACGUGCAUGAUAUAUAUGUGGAGGACCAGUUAGUGGAGCUCAGCUUAUGGGAUACUGCCGGACAGGAGGAGUUUGACCGACUACGAUCACUAAGCUAUGCAGAAACGCAUGUUGUCAUGAUUUGUUUCUCUGUUGACAACCCAACGUCACUGGAGAACGUUGAGUCGAAGUGGAUCGAUGAAAUAGUAGAAUACUGUCCAGGUGUGAAGCUUGUCCUAGUCGCCCUUAAAUGUGACCUUCGGGACGAUCGAACUGUUCGUGAUCGACUCGCUCGAUAUGGGGCUCAUACCGUGCAGUAUGAGGAGGGUCUUGCAGUUGCCCGUCGAAUACGAGCAUCACGGUAUCUUGAAUGUAGUUCGAAGCACAAUAGAGGUGUUUCGGAGGUCUUCUAUGAGGCUGCACGCGUGUCAUUGAGCACGCGGGCAAAGGGGUCCGGGCCUGGGUGCGUGAUAAUGUGAUAACGAUAUCACAUCAGAUACAUAUGUUCAUAGUUUAUCUCGGACUUUCAGAGCUGUGCUCACAUUCAUGCUGUAUUUUUUACAUUACUACUCCACUAAUAACACGACACUCAUUAUUUACCGAACAAUGC
Molecule: messenger RNA, 838 nt
Organism: Suillus bovinus
Lineage: Eukaryota; Fungi; Basidiomycota; Agaricomycetes; Boletales; Suillaceae
Product: small GTPase superfamily
Exons: 10
Coding region: 87-707 (206 amino acids)
Biological process (GO): small GTPase-mediated signal transduction
Molecular function (GO): GTPase activity; GTP binding
Source: RefSeq, a predicted model, not a curated record